This is a messenger RNA of Pantherophis guttatus, 10245 nucleotides long. It is a transcript of the gene ZFHX2, whose product is annotated as zinc finger homeobox 2. Gene Ontology annotation, biological process: regulation of transcription by RNA polymerase II; regulation of neuron differentiation. Lineage: Eukaryota; Metazoa; Chordata; Lepidosauria; Squamata; Colubridae. Gene Ontology annotation, cellular component: nucleus. The record is from RefSeq and is a predicted model, not a curated record. Gene Ontology annotation, molecular function: DNA-binding transcription factor activity, RNA polymerase II-specific; RNA polymerase II cis-regulatory region sequence-specific DNA binding; zinc ion binding.
AGAGGAGAGAGAGAGAGAGAGAGAGGCGGAGGGCUGAAUUGAUUAUUCCAUUGUGUUGGAAGGCAGCCGCCAGGUCCGCGGAGCGAGGGAGGAACGAGGCAGGCUGGGAGGCGGACGAGUGUAAAUCAAUGGGAAGCCCCGGCGCGGCGAACCCCAUCGAUUUUUGCCUGCCUGAAGCCGAGGCGAGCCAAGGAAGCGGCGGCGGGGAGGAGGAGGAGGAAGGAAGGAAGGAAGGAAGGAAGGAGAGAAAGAAAGAAAGAAAAAAAAAGAAAGAAAGAGAAAGAGAGAAAGAAAAAAAAAGAAAAAAAAAAGACAGAAAGAGAAAGAAAGAAAAAAAAAAAAAAAAGAAGGGAGCCAAGCUUGCUCUGGCGCCCCCUCCUCCGCAAAGCCCCACCGCCCACCCCGGCGGCCAGGAACGUCAGCGGCGCCUGCUGGUCCCCGCUCUCUUCCCGCGGAGGUGGUCUCGGCUCCUGUGCUGAGAUGAUCCCUCCGUACUCCUCCCGCCUGCACCGCCAUGGAUGCUCCCUCUAACUCCUCCUCCUCCUCCUCUUCCUCCUCCUCCCACUCCUCCGCUGCUGUCCCCCCGGCAGACGGACAGGAUGACCGGGCCACGGUUUGGCCUGCUCAGGGCUCUCCUGCCUUGCCACCCACCAAAGAACCCCCGCUCUGGGACCCUUCCUCUUCCCCCUCGCCCCAUCCUGAUGACGUCAUGAGACCCUGCGCCAGCGCCCAAGCCGCCGCGCUCGGCUUGGCCAAGUUUCCCGCCGCCGUCUCCUCUAACCCACAGCUCCAAGCGGACCCCAGCCCAUCCUUGCCAAAUCCGCCCUCUUUCCCUCUAGGCCCGCCGCUGGUCGAAGAUGGGGUCCAGCUGGAAAAACAAAGAGACGAGGACGCUGGGCGCGAGGCCCAGCUCUUCUUUUCCGCCGACGGUUCGGCGUACCUCCUCGCUAGCGGCCACGUUCUCUUACCAAAGGGCUCCCCCAUCACCGCCACUCCUCAAGUGUCCAUUCUCCACAUCCAGGACAGUGGAGGUCCUAACCAAGGCUUUAUGUCUGUUGACCAAAUGUCCCAGAAUACCUCAGCGCCAGGCGAGGUGACCCCUCAAGGCGCCUUCUACAGUUACCGACUGGCCGGGGCCCCAGCUCAAAGUACGCCUGCCAAAAACGCUGCCGCCAAAUCCAAAGAUGCCCCCACCGCCCCCGUGGAGAAUGAGGAUGCCACCCGUGGCCGAGACAAGGUGAUGCCAGGGGGCCCCGUGUGGCUAUGCCUGACGUGCCGCCUCUUGUUCACCCAGGGCCGCACCUUGGCAUCUCAUGCCCGUACCGUGCACGGCGUCCAGCUCAGCAACGAGAAACGCCAGGCCUUGGAUGGAGGGGCUUCGGCUGUGUUCCAGGGCACCGACCUGGGCUUCCUAGAACCAAAUAACCCCACCACCGAGGCAGACCUCAAUGCCAGAAUGUGUAGCAGAUGGGUGAAUGUAAAAGAGGAGGAGGAGGAGGAGGAGGAGGAAGAGGAGGAGGAAAACGAGAACGAGAAGCGAAGCCCAGAAAGACGAUGCGAGCCAUCAGAUACCAAAGAUUCAAGGGUCGGCGGCACGCACUGGGCAAAUGGCUCCAUGGAGGAGAAACCAGAAGAGGAGAAGGAGGAGGAAGAGGAGGAGGAUGAGGAAGAGGUGGCACAAGUGGAUGAAAAGAAGAAAGAGAAGGAACUGCUUCCAGACCAAAGUUCACCAGAUACAUCAAGCACACCCUUGGCUGCUAACACCCCUCUCUCAGAGACACCACUGACCAAGGCCCCAAAUUCUGACCACGCAGGGCCACCUCAGGAGGACGUAAACACGGAGAGGACCACCAACAAGAUCCUGAAGGAAAGACUGAUGCACGAGGUCCCUUGUGUGGAAAUAGCAGCCGAAAUCAGCAGGCCCGAGUCCGUUCCCAAAGCCGACAGCGUUCCCAAUGAUACCAACCGGAUGGGUGUUGAGCCGGCGCAUGACAUCAGCGCCACUGACUUGGCAGACAGCCUGAGCAGUGUAGGGAUGGCCAACGAAGUGAUGACGGCCGGGUUCGAGGUCAACAACGGACUCGGGAGCAACGGCCACAACGGCGGAGGAGGACCCUCGCUUAGCUUCGGGGAAGAUUUUACGGCGAUGGCGUAUUCAGGAUUGACUUUGUCAGGCCACAUGUCGCUGUUGCACUCGCGCAACUCCUGCAAGACGCUCAAAUGUCCCAAAUGCAACUGGCAUUAUAAGUAUCAGCAAACCCUGGAUGUCCACAUGAAGGAGAAACAUCCGGAGAACAACAGCCACUGCGCCUACUGUAGCACCGGCGGCCCCCACCCGCGCCUGGCUCGCGGCGAGAGCUACAACUGCGGUUACAAACCCUAUCGCUGUGAGGCCUGCAAUUACUCCACCACUACUAAGGGCAACCUGAGCAUCCACAUGCAGUCCGAUAAACACCUGGCCAACCUCCAGGGCUACCAAGCCACAGGAGGCAGUGGGCCGCCGGUGGCUCCUCCAGUGGCGCCUUCCCCGUCCUCCCCCGAGGAAAAGGAGUCGAAGGGCAAGUCGUCCUGGCAAUGCAAGGUGUGCAGUUACGAGACCAACAUCUCCCGUAACUUACGGAUCCACAUGACGUCCGAGAAGCACAUGCAGAACAUGCUGUUGCUCCAUCAAGGGCUGCCGUUGACUUUGCCGGGACUUCUGGGACAACCUCAGACCCCUCCAGGAGGCAAGGCUCAGACCGAGCUCUUCCCGUUCUAUGGGGCACAGGCUCUAGGCCACGGCCAUCACUCGCAUUCCCACCAGGUCCACGCAGGGAGCAACCCACCUCUGCGGGCAGACAAGCCCAUGGAACAACCCCAACUCUUGCUCAACGGAGGCUUCCAACAUCUCAGUGCGGCGGGGCGGAAGAUGGCCACUUUGGGGGCAGCUCCCGCCUCUCUCUCUCCUGAACCACCUCCCCCUUCCUCGCCACCAGCCCCAUCUGGACCCGACCUGCUGACCCCCCAGAGAUUGUUCAGCUGUCUGGUGUGCCAAGUCUUCAGCACCGACAGUUUGGAUAGCCUCCUCCGGCACGCCUCCACCCCGCGCUCCCUACCGGAGAUGGAAUGGAAAGAAAUCUCCGGCGACCUGCACCGUUGUCGGCUCUGCGCUUACGGCACCCAGCUGAAAGCCAACUUCCAGCUUCACCUGAAGACCGACAAGCACGCCUUGAAGUACCAGCUGGCCGCUCACCUGCGGGAAGGGGGCAGCUUGGCUGCACACCUGGGGGUGGAGCUGCCCCUGGGACCGCCCCUACAUCUUCAUUGCAACCUGUGUGAAUACGAGACCAACAGCAAGGAAAAAAUCCAGCUUCACGUUGCCGGCACCGGCCACCAGGAAGCAUUGCAAGGUUAUAAGUUGCUUCUAGAAAUGGAGACCACCUCGGCACCCCCGCCCGUCUCCGAACCCGCGCAGUUCCGCUGCCUCCUGUGUCACGUCGAUUCGCCCAAUCGCCUGGCCAUGAUCCAGCACCUCCGCUCGCCCCACCACCGCGAGGCUCACGGCCAGUGGCGCCUCCAGCUACUCCAGAACGGCGAAGGCACGUUGGGCCUCGAAAGAUACGUCUGCUUUGUGCCCGCCAACGCCGCAGGGAAGGAACCUCUUCCGGAUACUUUAACACCUGAAAAAGAAAAGCAGAAUAAAACACGGAUCACUGCUUCCGAUGAGACCGAAACAGCGGCUUCUGGCAGCGCGGGGGACACGACGGUCUCCUGCUGUCCGUACUGCAAUUACGUCGAUCCGUCGUCCGAAGCCGUGCGGGCCCACACUAUCUCCCAGCAUGCCGUGCAGCCCAAGUUCCACUGCCCGCUGUGCCAGGAGCAGCUGGUCGGCCGGGCCAACCUCCACUUCCAUCUCAGCCACGUUCACAACGUGGUGCCCGAAUGCGUGGAAAAGCUGCUACUGGUGGCCACGCCGGUUGAAAUGACUUUCGCCACCAAGGUUGUUCCCGGAGUCCCUCUUCCUCCUGACCCACCCAAACCAGGGGGCACCCACGGCGUAGAGCAAGGGGCCAGACCGGACGCCCUGAGCCCCUUUAUUGCACCAGCCAUAGAGGAGAAAGCCUCCCCGCCACCGGUACUUUCCCCCGAAACGCCCCCACCUUCGGUCGCUGCCUCCCCACCUCCUAAGGAACAGCCGGAAAAGCUACUUCCUGCCUCUCCACUUCCUCCUCCUCCUCCUCCUCCCCUUCCCGCCGUCACUCCUCAAGAGCCGGAAGAGGAGGAGCCUUUGCAUCCAAACCUCAGCCCCGAAGAGCAGCCGCCACCAGCGCCUGUCCUCGCGGAACCCCCCGAGUCCUCUCCGCCCAUCUUGCUUAAUCCGGAUUCCCGGCACCCGCUGUCCUACCGCAAGGCCACCAAUUUCGCCUUGGACAAAUUCUUGGAUCCCGCCCGUCCCUACAAGUGCACCGUUUGCAAAGAGUCCUUUACGCAGAAGAACAUCCUGCUGGUGCAUUACAAUUCGGUGUCCCACCUCCACAAGAUGAAAAAGGCCUCGGCGGACCCGUCCGUGUCCUCUCGGGGGGAACCCGGCGCUCCCGGGGCUCUCCAGCCCUCUUCGGACAAACCUUACAAGUGUACCACCUGCCGAGUCUCUUACAACCAGAGCUCCACCUUGGAGAUCCACAUGCGCUCUGUGUUGCACCAGACUCGCUCCCGCGUGGCCAAGAUGGAAGCCGCCGGCAAGGCGGACGUGUCCCCCGCUGAACUGGAGCCCUCCAACGAGACCCCUCUGGAAACCGAAGCCCCUAGCUGCGUCCAGGUGUCCACCCUCCCAUUUCUCACUCCACCCGCGGCAGAACUGCCUCGUUUCCCUACGCCCCUUUUCACCCCACCGCUGCUGCCCCCCUUUCCUCUGGUGCCGGAAUCCCUUCUGAAACUACAGCAGCAACAACAGCAGCUGCUGCUCCCUUUUUACUUACAUGAUCUGAAGGUGGCCCCCAAGUUGGCUUUAGCCACGCCAACCCUGACCCUCCCCACCCCGUCACCUGUCCUGCUUCCACCCCUGCCCCCCAAAGAAGAACCGGCCCCCACGGCUGCCGUGAGUAGCUCCAAGGCAGAGGCAGCCGAAGAGGUUGAAGGGGAAGAAGGAGAUGGAAGCCAAGCAGGGAAUGAGGUUUCUCGCACAGCAGCCAAAGCCCUCCUGGAGAAUUUCGGCUUCGAGUUAGUGAUCCAGUACAACGAGGGCAAACAAGCUGCCACCAUGCCCCCUACCGUGCCCCUGCGUCCCCCUGUGGGCAAGCUGCAAUGCGGCACUUGUGGGAAACAGUUCUCUAACAUGCUCAUCCUGAAAACCCAUGAGGAGCACGUGCACCGGCGGUUCCUGCCUUUUGAGGCGCUCAAUCGCUACGCCGCGCAGUUCCGGAAAAGUUAUGACAGCAUGUAUCCUCCUCCUCCGCCUGUGCUCCCAAAUGAGACGACUGCAGUCACCACUACUCCGGCGGCAGCAGUUUCAACCGUCACCACUGCUGUCAUAGAGAAUACCACUGUCACAGUGACGCAAUCCCCCAUCCCGCUGGAGAUUCCCUCUCUCUGUCCUCCGUUUUUGAUGCAACCCUUGCCAGUGGUUGUGCCUCCACCAGAAAACGAGACUCCCUGUGUACCUCCUGAAUGCCUGAAAUCUCUCUGGUUUCGAGGGGAGGAAGAGGAAGGCAAGAGCGCAUCGUCGGGAGUCCUGGAUCUUGCCCGCGGGAGCUUCCCUUCAACCCGGCGUUUCUCUCGUACCAAAUUCACCGAGUUCCAGUCUCAGGCUCUGCAGUCCUUCUUUGAGUCGAGCGCUUAUCCCAAAGAUGGAGAGGUGGAGCGUCUGUCUGCCCUUUUGGGCUUGCCCAAUCGGGUCAUCGUGGUCUGGUUCCAAAACGCGCGCCAGAAAGCCCGAAAGAGUGGCGGGAAUGAAGCGAGCAUGGGCAACUGCGGAAAUGCCACCGCGCAGCCGUCUUGUAAAAAAUGUCGGACGGCUUUCCGCUGCAUCUUCGAGCUGGUGCGCCACCUGAAGAAGUGUUACAAUGACCAGCUGGACGAGGGGGAAGGAGACGAGGAAGAGAACGAAGGGCCUGAGGAGGAGGAGCAGGAGGAGGAAGAGGAAGGGGACGAGAAACGAGAAAUCUUGGGACCUGGUGGGGAUAUGAAGACAGACGGUUCUGGAGACAAACCCGUGGAAGAAGAGCAGCCCACCCCUUCUGUACCCCCAGACGUCUCCAAGAACCAUCCCUGUGAUCAGUGCACCGCUGUAUUCUCAAGCAGUGACCUCCUCAAUAUCCAUCGCAUUAGUCACCUGCCGGCAGCUGGGCCCCCCUUGGCUUCGAUGGGUCCUCAACCUCCCCUCGACAUGACUCCCUUAGCAUUUGGCGACCGCCUGGUCCAACCAGAUCCUUCCCGUGCACAGAAGCGAAAACACGAAGAUGGGACUUUGUCUCCCACCGGAAGUGAAACGGCCAGCGUUGUCGGGGGAGAUAACGAACCCCCCAGGGACAAGCGUCUACGUACCACCAUUUUGCCCGAGCAACUGGAGAUACUUUACCGCUGGUACAUGCAAGAUUCGAACCCCACCCGGAAAAUGCUCGACUGCAUCUCUGAAGAAGUUGGGCUGAAAAAGAGAGUCGUUCAGGUGUGGUUCCAGAACACAAGAGCCCGUGAGCGAAAGGGCCAGUUUCGGUGUAAUACCAGUGCCACCACCCCAACCAGCAAGCCCCCACCAGCACAACUUAACACUUUCCCAAAGUUCAACCCUCAACCACGGGAGACCCCUAUUCAUUAUGGGUCCUUCACACCCAACCUCUCUGUGAUUAACCUCCAGCCCCUUCUAACUAAGCCAGAUGUUGUCACGGAACCACAGAUCCAGGAAGAAAUGGCUGAAGAAGAAUUAUCCAAGGACCACGAAGACCGAAGCUUGUCUGGAGGGGAGCUGAGCGAUUCUUCCUCCUCUUCCUCUUCGGCUGACCUGGACUUCUCCGGCAGCCAGAGGAAUCGAAUGAUGGAUGGAGGUUCUGGAGAGUAUCAUGAUUCUCUGGGGCAGAGACGGUAUCGUACCCAGAUGUCCAGUGUCCAGCUGAAGAUCAUGAAGGCGUGUUAUGAGGUCUACCGUACUCCGACCAUGCAGGAGUGCGAGGUGCUGGGGGAGGAGAUAGGACUCCCCAAACGGGUGAUUCAGGUGUGGUUUCAGAAUGCGCGGGCGAAAGAGAAAAAGGCCAAGGCUGCUUCCGGCGGGACCAGUGGCGGCGAUGAGGCCCCCUCCGCUGCUCAGACUCAAUCUGAGUGUCGCUACUGUGAAGUCAAGUACGAUUUCUACGUCUCCUGUCGUGGGCACCUCUUUUCUCGCGGCCACCUAGCUCGGCUAAAGGAGGCCAUCAGAUCCCAGCUCAAGAGCGAGAGCAAGUGCUACGAGCUGGUGUCGGACAAAGGAGCACCCUCCCCAACCAGGCUGGGUGUGCCAGUGACUCCUACAACCAUGCCAUCUUCUCUUGGGACCAAGCCCCCUUUUGUGCCAGGCACGCCUGUUUCCUCGGCGGGAAUCCUGAGCUCCCCUUUGGCCACCUCCCAGCCAGGCCUCUCCUUACCUCAGCAUCUGCCAGCGGAAUCUGGCCAGGUCGGCCCCUUAACUGAGCCUGCUCCUGUUCCUGCUUCCGAGACCGCUCCCAGUGACAGUCAGGCCGAACCGACUUCAAAUCCAGCCCAGGAACCCUCCUUGUCCUCCACUGCCACGCUGAAGAACCUCAAGACGUUGAAGGCUGCAGUGCCGGCCCUGCUGGGAGGCCAGUUCCUGCCCUUCCCGUUGCCAGCAGCGGCUACUGCAGCCGCAGCCGCCCCCUCUCUUUUCGGAGCGCAACUGCCCGGGGCGUAUUUUCAGCAACUCUACGGCAUGAAGAAGGGGUUGUUCCCCAUGAACCCUGUCAUACCUCAGACACUUAUGGGGCUGCUGCCCAGCCCCUUGCUCCCGACACCCACACCUGAGCCCCCCGUCGAGGUGUCCGAGGCCCCCGGCAUCUCUACAGUCGACGUGACCCACCAGUACCUUUGUCGCCAGUGCAAGGCCGCCUUCGAGAGCGAGGGGGCGGCUGUCGCCCAUCAAGCCGCGCUCUGCUACUUUGGGCGCCAGGCGCCGGCAGCGCCGCCUCCACUGCGCGUGCCCGUGUGCACCUACCACUGCCUGGCCUGCGAGGUGCUCGUGAGCGGCCGGGAGGCUCUGGGAGCCCACCUGCGCUCCAGCGCUCACCGGCGCAAGGCCAGCUCCACCACAGCAACCGCAUCGGUGUUUGCCAAAGAGGAAUCCAAAUUACCUCACUCGGACUCCAAUCCAAAAAGUAACGCUACCUCUACGACACUACUAGCUUUAUAGAGAUGGAUGCUGUACUGCCAUCAAUGGAGACAGAUUGACUAGCGAAUGAACCUGUGGGUGGGUGGACGCCCCCGCGAGGACCACCCCUCUGCUUCCACCCAACAUCCUUCUUCAAGGUCCAUUUCAGAUCCAGGUUCCCCCAUUUCUCACUGCCAGCCAGGAAGCUUUCUCGAGAAGGGGUUCCCUCGUGUCACCUCCCCAGCUGACUUCAAAGGGCCCGAGUCCCCACCCCCAAUUUUUAUUCCAAAUGUCACUCUGCUUCCACAGGAUGACCAGAGGUUGAGCCAAAGGCAACCCAUCCAUUGGGGAAGCCUUGGUCCUUACUAAGCUUCAUCUUCUCUACCCAGCUCAACACUGGCUGUUGCAGAUGUUCUCCGACUAGCUUUUCUUCACACUGAACUGCUCUGUCCUUCAUCCCAUUCAGGCAUCUCCCUUAAGGACCCACUGAUGCUAAUUCCCUACCUUUCCCCCCCUCUCCCCGCCUCCCAGAUCAUGAGAUCCUGUGGCCAGAUCCAAUGAGAUCGGCAGCUCAGGACCUCCUCCAGAGUCCCUACCCACCUAUUUCUGUAUUCCUGAGUCUUCCACCUCCUGUGCUGACGACGGGUCCCUCUACGUACGUCUUCAACCACAUUCCCACCUGCCACAAACAUCUCAAGAAGAUGCCUCCUAAAUUUUAACAUUUUCUGAUGAUGCUCCCCACACUUUUUAUAAUAUCAAAACUAUGUCACCCCUCUUCACAUUGGUGUUCCAAAAUUCUUCACUCACGUGUCCCAUAACUCCUUGUUCCUCCUACCGCAGGUGGCCCCAAACCUUCCCUCAACCCACCUGCACUACUAAUUAUCUGAUCUCUUCCACCCGCCCCGUUGAAGACACUUGCUGGCCAAUCUUGACGUCCAUCCUACACUCAAAAGUCUCCUCUCUCACACUUACACACACACACUUACACACCUAUACAUCCUCCCGCCCCCUUCCCACAAAAGCUCCUUCUCUUCACACUUAACCUUCCACUCGUUUUACCGUGUUACCGACUGAAAAAAAAAAGAGGCCAAAAACGAAAGCAAAGAAAGAAUGGACAAGAAAAAUAAUAAUAAAAGAUAAACCGGAGGAGAUGAAAUUUAAGACGGGGGAAGGAUUAAAAGUGAGAAAUUCAGUCCCCCGACACCAACCAACGCCGACCCUCAAAAAAAAAAAAGCAAAAAAAAAAAAAAGCAUGUGCUGACCAUUUUUUGUAUAUUAAGAACUGUCAAGGACGGAUGGACAAAUUCCUGAACUGUUGAUGGAUUUGAUCACCAACCAAACAGGGCGAGAGUUUUCUCUUUCCCGUAAUUUUAUUUUAUUUUAUUUUAUUUCUCUCGUCUCUCUCCUCUUCCUUUUUUCCCACCCCCCAGCUGGGUCUUUUCCUGCCCUGGGGAACCAAAUAAAACCCAGCAACCUCAAACUGUCUUUUUCCUCCUGAGUUCUGUCUCGGCGCGGGGGAAAACGACACGAAACCUAACUCCGAUGGCUUUAAAAGAAAAUAAAAAUUAAAAAAAAACACAAAAAAAAAAUGAGAGAGAGAGAGAGAGAGAAAGAGAGAGAACUCACUGAACGACUGACUCUCGUCAAAACACGCCGACGCCGUGUGUGCUGACAAACCUUGCAAAAAAUGAAAAAAAAAUAUACAUAAAAAACCCUUUUUAGGAAUCCAAAGCUCUUAAAAAUAUAAAAAAAAACUUCUAUACAAUAACCAAAAAAAAAAAAAGAGAGAGAGAGAGAGAGAGAACACCCACCAACAAAAGAGUCAUAAAAAGCAAACUGGAAAUAAUUUUUUUUGUUUGUUUUUUUAAAAAAAGACAUAAGAUGAAGGAGUAAAAAGAAAAAAAAAUUAACCCCUC